CAUCUAUCAAAUGAAGCACACAAAAGAUUGGAGAAUCCAAUGAAGGCAAUAUGGAAGCUCGCGCAGACCAGAGAAAAUAUGCUAAGUCUUGCAAAUGGUGACCCACAUCCUUCAUUGUACCCCAUCUCUCAGAUCGACUUUAAAGUGCCCACCCUGCAGACCGGUGAUCCGGUUCAAUCUUGGACCGCGGCUGCUACCUCAGGCUCCAUACCCAACGAUGCGGUACAGACUUUGUCGUCGUACAGAGAUCAGCCGUGUGCAAUCAGGCUUCAAUCUGCUCUGCAAUAUGGAGCAGGCGCAGGUUUAUCUGAACUUCGUGAAAUACUCGCUGAAUUUAAUACACUCGUCCAUUGGCCUUCUGGAGUUGAUCCACAUAGCGGAUCAGCAGAAAUGGCGAUUACCCUUACUUUGGGAAACGCAGAUGCUCUCACAAAGUGCUUUCGCCUACUUGGAAGUCCAGGAGAUAAUUUUCUUGUAGAGGAAUUUUCAUUCCCAGGAAUGACGAAUGCGCCUCUUGCACAGGGUAUCAUUUGGGUUCCGGUGCGUAUGGACAAAGAGGGGAUACUCCCAGACGUGCUGGAGAUGAUCCUUAAAACGUGGGAUGAGAAGGCGAGAGGACGAAAGCCGCAUGUUCUUUAUACUAUACCAUCGGGCCAGAAUCCGACUGGGGGAACACUCAGUGCUGCUCGGCGGCGCGAGAUUUAUCGCAUCGCCAGUGAGCACGAUGUCAUAAUCCUCGAGGAUGAUCCAUAUUAUUUCUUGCAGUAUGAUAAGACAGCUCAGGCGAACAACACAGAGUUCGACGUGAAGGAGUUCCUGAGUACUUUUCCGCCGACAUUUCUUUCCAUGGACACGGAGGGGAGAGUUAUCCGUAUUGACAGUUUCAGCAAGAUUAUCUUUCCGGGAAUGCGUCUAGGUUGGCUCACGAGUAACCAGAUGUUCGCGCACAAGCUGGAAGUCCUCACCGACUCCUCGACACAGCAUCCGCACGGUAUCGGACAAGCAUUCAUGGCUGAGAUGCUCAGCGAAAGUGGAUGGGGAAUGCACGGGUACUUGAAAUGGGUCAGCAGUCUCUGUGUUGAUUAUCAGCGACGACGUGAUCUGUUCUUGAGCAUUUUUCGCAAAGAGAUGAGUGACUGUCCGUAUGCCACAGCAGAAUCCCCAUCCGCGGGUAUGUUCAUUUGGAUCGAGCUGCAUUACGAGAACCACCCGCGCUUUCAUAAGGCUAGCAACGUCGAUGAAAGCGAGUCACAGUUGAACGUUGAGGCUUUGAACGAUGAGCUAUUCCAGAGAAUAUUUGAUUCCGGCGUUGUCGUAAUGCCUGCAAAGACCUUUGCCAUUCUUAGAGACAAUGAAAUGUCAGGACAAGUUCCUCUUCGUAAUAGGCUCAACUUUCUCCGUGCCACAUUUGCAGGGACAGAUGAAACUAUUAGCAAAGCCGUACCAAUAGUUUGUCGCGAGAUUAAGGCAUUCUUU
Fomitiporia mediterranea MF3/22 is the source of this 1476-nucleotide messenger RNA. Its product is annotated as L-tyrosine:2-oxoglutarate aminotransferase. The annotation marks the transcript as partial. The record is from RefSeq and is a predicted model, not a curated record. Gene Ontology annotation, molecular function: transaminase activity; pyridoxal phosphate binding. Gene Ontology annotation, biological process: biosynthetic process. The transcript is spliced from 6 exons. NCBI's taxonomy places the organism in Eukaryota, Fungi, Basidiomycota, Agaricomycetes, Hymenochaetales, Hymenochaetaceae.